Messenger RNA from Baudoinia panamericana UAMH 10762, 1762 nucleotides. RefSeq lists its product as uncharacterized. NCBI's taxonomy places the organism in Eukaryota, Fungi, Ascomycota, Dothideomycetes, Mycosphaerellales, Teratosphaeriaceae. The transcript is spliced from 4 exons. Bases 141 to 1700 code for a protein of 519 amino acids. The record is from RefSeq and is a predicted model, not a curated record.
ACGUGGCCCAUGUGGACGAGCCUUCCACAAGAAGUACGCCUAAAAAUCGUUGCAACUAUGAGCGUCACAUAUAAGCCUUUCCUGCGGCGCCAGUCCUCCACACGAGCCUUCUCUUUCCAUCGUACGCGAGCACGGCUACCAUGAAACCCUACACUUCCGUGGCGUGCCUCCUUGCCAGCUCAGUGACCGCACUCGUUCUGCCAUAUAGCACGCCAAAUUGCAGCACAUUCGGGUCAUCUGCCUCGCUCAGGCAAUACAACGCUACAUUCCUGAAUGCUACCCACUACGGCCCGCGCGGUGUCAAUGCUAGCGGUUUGCUAAACACCGUCUCUUUCUGCGAGGUGUAUGCGUCAGUCGCCUAUGGCCCGUAUGGUAACGACAGCCUGGUCUUUGCGGUCUGGCUCCCAGAGUACGUUCAGUAUGAGAACCGCUUUAUGGCCGUCGGCAAUGGCGGCAUGGCUGGCACAAUCGACUACUUGAACAUGAUUACUCAGCUCAACUCAGGCCUUGGCUUUGCCGUAGCUGGAGGCAAUGGUGGGCAUCUGGCUUCUGCGAAUAACGGAGGCGGUGGCGCCCCAGGUGUCUAUAUACCCUACCUCCACGACCAGGCUCAGGUUACUGCAUGGAUCCAUGAUGCCAUCAGCUUGUUUACACCGGCAGCGAAAGCCUUAGUCAACUCGUACUACGGCCAGAAUGCACGGUAUGCGUAUUACGAUGGUUGCUCGACUGGUGGAGCCCAAGGCUUUGCUCUGGCGCAGUAUCAUCCCGACUUGUUCGAUGGUAUCGUUGCUAGUUCGCCAGGUAAUUGGUACAGCCAUCUUGCGCUGAGCUUUCUCUGGAAUGCUCAGCAGACGAACACUUCUGCCACCAACUUGACGCAACCCAUCUUAAACUUCACUAAGCAGGCCGUGCUCAAUGCCUGUGACACCCUGGAUGGAGUGCAAGACCAAUUGCUCGAGGACCCAUUGAGCUGCAAAUUCGACAUCAACAGUCUGGCCUGCAAUGGAUCUGUGCCGGCAGCCAGCUCCAGCGGCGUCAUCAACUGCCUCACUUCCACGCAGCUGAGCGCUGUGAAGGCGAUCUACGCUGGUCCAGUGCGCUCGGAUAAUGGUAGUCAGCUUUAUCCGGGUUUUUCAUUCGGCAGUGAAAAUGAGUGGCUGUACCAAGAAGGGUUGCUCUCGAACGCUUUCAGUGUUCCAAUUCUGCAGAACCUGGUGUUUAACAACCUACAGUACAACAGCAAUACGUUCAAUUGGGCGUCGGAUGUCGGACUCCUUGACGCACGAGCAGGCACGCUGAUCGAUGAGAUUUCUCUCAACCUUACAGCCUUCCGCAGUCAUGGCAAGAUGCUCACCACACAAGGCUGGGCUGACCAAUACAACGCUGCUACGUGGCCCAUCGAGCACCUGGAGCAGCUGGAAACCUUCUUUGGUGGUGAUGUAAGCGACUUCUACGAGCUCUUCAUGGUGCCUGGUGGCGGACAUUGCGGCGGUGCGGCAGACUACGCAAGCGUUCCGGCGACAUAUCACACAGUCCCGGCUUUGGUCGCGUGGGUUGAGCGAGGCUUUAAGCCGUUCAGUCUGCUGAGUACCAACCCACCGGAUGGUAGCAACAGGACGAGGAAACUGUGUGCCUGGCCGUCGACGGCAAGAUAUGUGCAAGGAAAUGUGUCGGACUGGACUAGCUACGUCUGCGAAUAGUGAAGCAUUGCGCCCCAUUGCCUAGAGUGAGCCGUAGAAGUAUGUGCACUCCAAUGAUCAGA